Cottoperca gobio is the source of this 2804-nucleotide messenger RNA. RefSeq lists its product as uncharacterized. Gene Ontology annotation, cellular component: centriole; centrosome. The record is from RefSeq and is a predicted model, not a curated record. The transcript has 14 exons. Lineage: Eukaryota; Metazoa; Chordata; Actinopteri; Perciformes; Bovichtidae. Bases 1 to 2577 code for a protein of 858 amino acids. Gene Ontology annotation, biological process: cilium assembly; centriole elongation. Gene Ontology annotation, molecular function: tubulin binding.
AUGGCAGAGAAUAUCAGAGUGAUUCCAAUGCAGUCCGGACUGAACGUUGCAGUUCGCACCAGUAAUGACGACGACAUCUCUCUGGAAGGUCUGAUGUUUCCUGCCUGUGUGCUCCUGCACUGGAUCAUGAGCUCAGAGAAACCCCCAGUGUUCCCAGGGUCCUCUCCUCCAUCAGAGGGAAGGAGGCCCGAGGAUGGUCCUGUCGCCACACGUCACAGCCCCGAUACCACCACAGGGACGGAUCAGACUGUACCCGAAGAUGGAGAGCAGGACCCAGGCCGUCCCUCUGGAGGGAGGAACAUCCGGCCUGCUCACCCUGAACACAGGGUUGGAGAAGAGCUGAAGGUGCAUGAGAUCUCUGAGCCGAGUCAGCUGCAGACUCUCAGUGGGAUGAUGAGGUUGGCAGAGAAACGUUACUUCUUGUGGGAGGAUGAGGGCGCUUCCUGGAUGGACAGAAAUAAUUUGAAGGUCACUGAUCAGCCGGAGCUCCAGGGGAGGGCUUCCCUCAGCCUGCAGCAGCCCAGCAGGAAGUUAACCUCUGGCCUCCAGAGGCGCUCCUCCGCCUCAUCUACAGUCUUUAAAGACGAAGGAACGCAACUGGAAACCUUCCAGUCUUUAACCUUUCAGCCCGAGCAUAGCCGAAAGUUGGAGACUUUACAAGACGUUUGCGUUGGUCCAUAUAAUCCUCAGACACCCGAGUGCAGCCAGAGGGAGAAUCAAACCAACCAAGUAUUUCCCCGGGUCCAGAGCCAAGAACAAGCCUACGUCAACACUCCUCUCAUGCUCCAACGUGAAACUCUGCCUAUCCAAGUAAAACAGAUUACAACAGACGGAGAUGAGAAAGUUGUGAAAGCUUAUGACCCUCAUUCCAGAGAGUCAAAAUGCAGAAUUAAUCAAUUACUGUCUGAGCCGACGCCCUCUGUUAGCAAGUCUUUCACAGAGAAAAGGGUGAGGCACCGAGAAGACGAGAUUAAAGGCCCGUUUGAAGUCACAGCACCUCAUAGAAGUACGUGCGUGAGCUCAUGUUCUGCCACCUCGGAGGGUCGUUGGGAAGAAUCCCCGCAGCAGAGCAACACACAUGUCUGGACACAGCAACAUGCCAGCGCUUUGACGGACAACAGAGUUUCCCCUGGGGCCUGGAGAAAUCAGGAAGUUAUUGUUAGUUUUGAGAACGACCACAUGGAGAGCGUCUCAAGCUCUAACAUGGAAACUCUAUCCACAGUCUGCGAUGAAACAAAAACACAUUUCCAUCUCUGCCAGUGCAGCAAGUCAAGGCCAGGAAGCAGCGAAGGCUCAAACUGGGCCAAAGGUCAGAAACAAGCUACAACAACAGCAUUUUGUCUUUGUGCGCCAAACAACACAAGUCGAGUCCCGACACCUCUGAAUUCAUUUCCCACGCACUCCACCGCAAGAAGCACUACUGGUGGUGGCAGUCAGGAUGAAGAUAGAUCACCCUCCCAGUGUCACCACUUUCCCAAGCUCCCAUCCCCUCCUCCCUGCCUCGGCCUCCACGGUUCACACUUUAACCUGUCAGGGGACGACUACGCCAGCGAGGCUGAGGAGGGAUGGAUGUUCCCGGGGAUCCAGAAACACGAGAGGAGUGUUGGAUCUGGAUUAGACCCUCAGCAACAAUCCUCUUCCUGCAGCUCUAGCACAGACCAUCAAACUCAGGGGCGUCAGAACACGUUGAAGCUUCAAUCACUGACAUCAGAAAGGAAACCUGACGCUCCACAUGUUGCAGAAGCGGCACAAACAUCGAGCGGAUUUCUCAGAGAAAGAGAGGAUGAGACCGAUGAGCUGAAGAGAGGCUGCGGACGGGGAGACGAGAGUCCGGACGUGAGAAAUCAACAAAGUCUGCACAAACUGCAAACCACUGAAGUCCAGGCCCUCAGGCAGCAGAUGGAGACCCUUCAGCAGCAGUUCAAGCAGAGAGAGAGUGAUUGGUCCGAAGUUCGACACCAGCUGGAUGAGCUGAUCAGAGAAAACUCUGAGUUGAUGAAGAAACUCACAGAUGCGCCACAGUGCCGCCUGGUGGCCGGACGGUGUACUGCACACACACACGCUCACGACCAGGAGGGACGGACAGAGGGCUGCAGCCUGGUGAGACGGAAAGUGACUUCUGCAGACCAGAAGACGAAAACGUUCACGUUCUUCAACGGAGACAUCAAACACAUUUUGGAAGAUGGGAAAGUGCUGUAUUACUAUGCUGGAUCACAGACGACACAGACCGUCCACCCGACUGGUCUGGAGGUCCUUCACUUCCCCAACAAGCAGAUCGAGAAGCGACACCCCGGGGGGAAGAGAGAGAUCUUAUUUCCAGACCAGACCAUCAAGUAUUUGGAGCCUGACGGCAGCGAGAGGACGAUCUUCUCCGAUGGCACCGUCGUUCUGCUCUCACCGUCGGGUGAGAAGACGGUCGAUUUCCCCAACGGUCAGAGAGAAGUCCACACUUCCCAGUACAAGAGGAGGGAGUAUCCUGAUGGGACAGUUAAGACCAUCUACCCCGACGGACGACAGGAAACCAAGUACGCAUCAGGCCGAGUACGCACCAAGGAAAAGGACAAAGUUACCAUCUGACGUGAGCGUCGUGUGAGGAGGAAAUACUUAUAGUAGAGUAGAGUUUUAACUUUGUAGCAAGUAAGUCAUUCGUUAUUUAUUGGAAUGAGCAGCGAUAUCACACGACAAUGAUUCAAUAUAAUUAUGACCACUUUUCAACACUGAGGGGUGAAAUCACACAACAGUGUUGCUGCUAAACCUGCGCAAAUAAGACUAAAAGAAACUCAAAUUCUCAGCAAAGAGUGAAA